UGGAAGCCGGAGGCGGCCCGACCAGGAUCGUUUCCUUCCGGAGAGGAGGCCGGCUCUGGACCAAGGCGUGGACGGGGGGCGUGCAAGGGCGGGUGACGGGGAAAUAGCGCGGCUCGCGCUUCUCUCGGGCUGGCAGCAGGGCUGCUUGUGGCUCCUCCUCGGGGCCAGUCCAGAGCCGGGCGGCGGGGGGAGCGGGAGGCGGAGAGCGAGGGCGGGGGCUCGGGAAGGAGGGAGGAGGGAGGGACCAGGCGCGCCAGUGACAGGGUGGCAGCCUAGGAGCGGACGCGUUGCCGCCGCUGCCGCUCCACCUCCUGCAGCUCCUCUCGCUGCUGCCGCCGCCACCGCCGCCGCCGGGAGAAGUUUCACUCCCGACCCUCGCUCGGAGCCGGGACCCAGAGCGCAGCGGGGAGGGCGGCCGGCAGCUGCAACCCGCAGUGGGCCAGGCGCCCGGAGCGCUCCGACCCUGAGCCGGCGUCGGCGCCUCGGCGGCUGGCAGCAGCCCGGGCUGGGGGCGCUGAGGCGAAGGAGGGGCGGGUGUGAGCCGGGGGACCCGCGCGCAGCGCCACAGCCGCUCAGCUAGCGUCCGCGCCGGGGGCAGUCGCGAUGGCCGUGCGCUCCCGCCGCCCAUGGAUGAGCGUGGCACUGGGGCUGGUGCUGGGCUUCACCGCCGCGUCCUGGCUCAUCGCCCCUAGAGUGGCCGAGCUGAGCGAGAGGAAGAGACGCGGCUCCAGCCUCUGCUCCUACUACGGCCGCUCGGCCGCCGGCGCUGGCGCGCAGCAGCCGCUCCCCCAACCUCAGCCCCGGCCACGGCUGGAGCAGUCGCCGCCCCCCGCGCGCCAGGAGCUCCAGGGGCCGCCGCUGGCAGAGGCAGCUCCCGGGGUAACCAGUUUUCGGAGCAGCCCCUGGCAACAGCCACCUCCGCUGCAGCAGCGGCGGCGAGGACGCGAGCCCGAAGGCGCAACGGGGCUGCCGGGCGCCCCCGUGGCGGAAGGGGAACCCGAGGAGGAGGACGGGGGCGCGGCUGGGCAGCGGAGAAGCGGCCGGCCGGGGAGUAGCCACAACGGCAGCGGGGACGGGGGCGCCGCCGCCCCGAGCUCCCGACCCCGGGAUUUCCUGUAUGUGGGAGUGAUGACCGCGCAGAAGUACCUGGGCAGCCGCGCGCUAGCGGCGCAGCGGACCUGGGCGCGCUUCAUCCCCGGCCGCGUGGAGUUUUUUUCCAGUCAGCAGUCCCCCAACGCCGGUAUGAGCCAGCCCCCGCCACCCCUGCCUGUCAUCGCGCUACCGGGGGUGGACGACUCCUACCCUCCCCAGAAAAAGUCCUUCAUGAUGAUCAAGUACAUGCACGACCACUACCUGGACAAGUAUGAGUGGUUCAUGCGCGCCGACGACGACGUCUACAUCAAAGGUGAUAAGUUAGAAGAGUUUCUUCGAUCACUGAAUAGCAGUAAGCCUCUCUACCUGGGUCAGACUGGCCUGGGGAAUAUUGAAGAACUUGGAAAAUUGGGGCUGGAGCCUGGAGAGAACUUCUGUAUGGGAGGACCUGGCAUGAUCUUCAGUCGAGAGGUUCUCAGGAGGAUGGUGCCACAUAUUGGUGAAUGCCUCCGAGAAAUGUACACGACUCAUGAGGACGUCGAAGUAGGAAGAUGUGUUCGACGCUUUGGUGGGACUCAGUGCGUCUGGUCUUACGAGGUUUCUUUAGGUUGCAAGUUGAACUGCAAAACUAAACUACCUGAAACAGAAGAGGAACUACUGUCCUUGGAAACUGGGAAAGCGGAGAGUGAUCUGGCCUUAGGUACAGCUCAGUGCUGUGUUCGUUGCUAUCAACAGCAUUCAGCGUUUCUUACACCACUUCUCCACCCUCGUGUGGGUGUCAAGAUGCAACAACUAUUCCAUGAAAAUUAUGAACAUAAUCGGAAGGGUUAUAUCCAAGACCUUCACAAUAGCAAAAUCCAUGCAGCCAUAACACUUCACCCCAACAAAAGGCCUGCCUACCAAUACAGGCUUCAUAAUUAUAUGCUCAGCCGCAAAAUUUCUGAACUUCGCUACCGCACCAUCCAGCUGCACCGGGAGAGUGCUUUGAUGAGCAAGCUCAGUAACAGUGAAGUGAGUAAAGAGGACCAGCAGUUGGGCGUGAUGCCUUCUUUCAACCACUUCCAGCCUCGGGAGAGAGAUGAAGUGAUAGAAUGGGAGUUCCUGACGGGGAAACUCCUUUACUCAGCAUCUGAGAACCAGCCUCCUCGACAGAACAUCAACAGCAUCCUAAGAACAGCCCUGGAUGACACCGUCCUACAGGUGAUGGAGAUGAUCAAUGAAAAUGCCAAGAGUAGGGGACGGCUCAUUGACUUCAAGGAAAUUCAGUAUGGCUACCGCAGGGUUGAUCCCAUGCAUGGGGUGGAAUACAUUUUGGAUUUACUCCUCUUAUAUAAAAGACACAAGGGGAGGAAACUAACUGUGCCAGUGAGACGUCAUGCUUAUCUUCAGCAGUUGUUCAGCAAGCCUUUCUUCAGAGAAACUGAAGAGCUAGACGUCAACAGUCUCGUGGAGAGUAUUAACAGUGACACUCAGUCAUUCUCCUUUAUAUCUAAUUCUUUAAAGAUACUAUCUUCUUUUCAAGGUGCCAAAGAAAUGGGAGGGCACAAUGAAAAGAAAAUACACAUUCUUGUUCCUCUCAUUGGAAGGUACGACAUUUUCUUGAGGUUCAUGGACAACUUCGAAAAAACUUGUCUUAUUCCAAAGCAGAAUGUAAAGCUGGUCAUCACCCUUUUCAGUAGGGAUUCUGGCCAAGAUUCCAACAAGCAUAUUGAGCUGAUACGAGACUAUCAGAACAACUACCCUAAAGCAGAAAUUACCUUGAUCCCCAUGAAGGGAGAGUUUUCCAGAGGUCUUGGUCUUGAAAUGGCUUCUUCCCAAUUUGACAAUGAUACUUUGCUGCUAUUUUGUGAUGUUGACUUGAUCUUCAGAGGAGACUUUCUCCAACGGUGUAGAGACAAUACAAUUCAGGGACAACAGGUGUACUACCCCAUCAUCUUUAGCCAGUAUGACCCAAAGGUAACCAAUGGGGGAAAUCCUCCCACUGAUGAUGACUUUGUCUUCUCAAAGAAGACUGGAUUUUGGAGAGACUAUGGAUAUGGAAUUACCUGUAUUUAUAAAAGUGAUCUUCUGGGUACCGGUGGAUUUGAUACCUCAAUACAAGGCUGGGGACUGGAGGAUGUAGAUCUCUACAAUAAAGUCAUUCUAUCUGGCUUAAGGCCUUUCAGAAGCCAAGAAGUGGGAGUGGUGCAUAUUUUCCAUCCAGUUCAUUGUGACCCUAACUUGGAUCCUAAGCAGUAUAAGAUGUGUUUAGGGUCCAAGGCAAGUACUUUUGCCUCAACCAUGCAACUGGCUGAACUCUGGUUGGAAAAACAUUUGGGUGUCAGGUACAAUCGAACUCUCUCCUGACAGUCCAGGCAACACAUAUUGCCUUUUUAAAGGGGAGUUUACCUCAUUGUUGGUUGUUGUUAUUUUUAUUUUAUUAUUGUUAUUUUUAUUAUUAUAAUUAUUAUUGUUAUAAUUUUAUUUUGUUAUCCUGGUCUUAAACUACUCUUGGUUGUCUUCCAAAGGGUGUUUGUUGACCUCAAACAAGAAGAGUCUGCAGUUCACUGAUAUUUCAGAUUUCUACUGAAGUCAAUUAUGUAUUACUUUUAUAUAUCUUUAUUUGAGAUUGAGUAAAAUCGUGGCAAUCAAAUGACUUUUGAAGCUCAUUCAUCAUGAGAGACAGCUUAGAAGAAUGUUCUCUUGAGGCUUAAAGAUGCAAUAUCGACUUUUAUUUUGUUUGUUGAAUUCAAUGUGAUACAAAUAUUUACUGGUGAAAGGUACCACAAAAGUGCUUUAUGCUUCCUAUGGGGAAGGGACUCUGUAACAUAAACUUGAGUUUUGUAAUUUAUACAAGGACUUAAAUAUAUAGACAAUAAUUUUCUUCAUCUUUAGAAUUUUUAAAGUAAAUGAACACUUAUGAUUGUAUGUUUAUUUUUUAAAAAAAGUUUUAAAAAUUGAGGAGUUUUGUUCCACAAGCAACCGGUACUGGCUACCCUGGUCUUCUGACAAUUAUGUGCUCCUCACAACUGUCUGCUAUAAAUGCGAAUGAACUUUAUUUUCUCAAGGAAAUAUGAUUUAAUUAAAUAUUCAUGUACAUUUUAGAAGCUUUAUGAAACGAUGUCCUUCAUUUGCUGGCAAGAAGAUAAAAUAUGACAGAACCUGGUUAUUUAUAAUAAAACACAGGUAUAACAGUAAUCUUUUCCAGAAACCCUGAAGAGGUUGUGUUGUUUCCUUUCAGUCAUACCUGGUGUAUUUCUUAGCGGUCAUACUCACGAAAAUGUGCUUGCUGCAUAGACUAGAGAAGUUAAUAAGGGAUUAUGGGCAUACUGUUUGUAUUAUUAUGUUUUAAAUCCUGGCCUUCACAACUGAUUAAAAUGAGUGGUUUCUUUAUUCAGUGAUUUACAUUCCAGGAGAAGCCUUCUUCCUCAAUCUCUUUAGCUUUGUGAUCAAACUGAAGCAAGAACAGGUCAAAAACUGCCUUUAAUUUGGGUUAAUUUGGGUUUUCACAAAAUGUAGCAGAUUGUACAUACUGUUCUGUACUUUGAUUUUCUUUUUUCACACAAUAGGACUAAAGUUUGCUUCAAAGCUGAUUUGAAAGCUGUUGUUGUAAAUCGCUGCCAUUAUUUGGAACUGAUUGCCAGGAAGCCAUAUGGCAUUUGCCUUAGUGAUGGGAUUUAUACAGGGUAAGAGUCUCUUUUAGUGAGGACAUUUGGGGAGACUCAAAAAAAAAAAAAAAACAUUGCUUAAUGUUGUGACAGACGUGAUGGCACUCUCCUUGACUAUAACAUAUAAUCUUAAUAAUGUCAGACUCAUUAGAAAGGGAUUGAUGGCACUUUUAGAUGUUAAAAAUCUCGACAGGGCCAACAAUUCAGAAUUGAUCUCUGCUCUAGUAUUUUCUCGGCCUUCAUGAACCUUUGCUAUAUAGCUUAUUUUCCUACAUUGUGUGGCUUACCUCUUUUAACAUUUUUUUUCCCCUGAACAGUAAAUAUAUUAACAUGCAAUAAAGAUAGUCAUUUGGGAAGAGCUACUGCAAACUAAUAAUGACUAAUGAUUUCAUUAAUGAAGAAAAGAAAUCAGGGGCUGCUCUUUUCUUUAACUUAAGACAGCUGAAAAACAGCCCGAAUCUUGAGGAGACUACCCAGGGAUGAAGUAGCAUUCUCUAUAAUCCUCCUAAAAUUAUACUAAUGAAACAAGGAAAUGCAGAGAGCUCAUCUGAAUUUAAUUACAUACCCGCAUUCUGUCCUAAAAUUAAGGUAAGUUCAUGUAAGUUGUCUUUUGUAAUUUUGCAUCAAGCUUUCCUAUCAUUUUUUUUCAGGCACGGCAAUAUUUCCUGACUGAAACUUUAUUGGAAUAUUACUAGUGAAAUUAAGAGUGUUUUCCUGUCUGUACAGUGUCUAUUAUUUAAAAUCCCUUUAAGGUUGAAGGGCAGCACAACAGGAAUGCAACCGAAGCACCAUAUACGUAUGUUCCUGCCAUUACCUUCUUUGGAUGACUGUGGGUGUUCUGUUUAAGUGUCAUUCCAGUAAUAAUUCCAUCUUCUUGAUCAUGCUUCUGUCCACUCACUGCCAUCCUGUGUACUUUACUUGCAUUGUCCUUUUAAAUGUAAUCCUCACAACAGCGCUCAGAAUCUUGGCAUUAUUUUCUUCAUUCGGCAGAUAUGGAAACUGAGGCCAUGAACGAUGAAGUAACAUGACCUGAGUUCACACUCCUGCCGUACUGUAAUUGGGAUUUAAGUUGACUCUUGUCCAAAUCGGAAGCACCUGCCUUUCCACUCUAACCCAAGGCUUCUCCGUUGUUGGGGUGUUGUGGAAGACAAUGGACAAAGGUCUAGCUGACCCCAUGAACAUGUAUGACCACCGUUCAGCUUACUUCUGCUGUAUGCUCAUUCUGGGCCGUGCUAAGUUUGUUGAUGUUUUGCUCCAUUAGAGCCUAUCCAGGCUUUUAAUCUCAGUCUUCCAUCACUUUGCUAGCUCCCUCUGAGUGGUAGUGUGUUGGGGAAAUGUUUCUUCUAUCUGCUUGCUCACAAGUCACUGGACAUCUGCCAGCAGAAAAUAUGCUCCGCAUUCCUGAUGCCAGCAGCAGCCCUCACCUUUGCCGUUUCAGCCAACGGUCCAGAAGCUGCCCACAGUGACUACCACCAUGCAAUUGCUGGACUAUUUAUGUCCUUUGACCCAUACAGACUUGGCAGAAAGCGACUUUGUCAGAGCUGAUAUAUUUCUGAAUCUAAGAGUUGAACCCAUUGUGCCUGGUGAUAGAUGGGCAACUGUAGGAAUAAAAUACCCAAGUGUGCGGACCGAUAGUCCAACCGAGAGAAUAAAUGCUCACUGGAAAGGUAAACUAUAAAGUCCCACUGUUGUUAACAUAAGAAAGCUGGAACCCAACUCCAGUCAGCAGGCCCAUUUCUGGGCUGCUCUGGUUUCACACUUACAUUUUCAGAUUAGGCCAGGGCACUUCCUUCUUCCAGGAGGAGGACCUGGAAGAUGAGGAUCCUUUCUAAUGGCUUGGGUUGCCCAGAUGAGAUGUUGUCAUGCUGCUGGGCCUGGGGAGCCCUCACCUGGAGGGGAUGGCCUAAGCCAGACUCGGGCCGAGAAAGAGAGUGGUGUCUUCCCUCUUUCCCUCUCUGCACCCAUCAGAAAAUCUUUUUAAGAGGGUAAAAUGUAGCAAGAUGAGUCUCAAAGAGCCAGUAAAGUAGCUGUACCUCUAUCUCGGCCAUGGCGAUGGGAUUUAUAUGGGAGAAGGAAGGCAUCCACACACUUAAGUUCUGUGGCUGAGCUACCUUUCUUUCUCUACCACGUGCUGCUUUCCAAGUCACAGCAAGUCUCCUGCAAGUCACAGGAGCCUGUGUUCCUACCCCAGCGAUAUCUCUAAGACGCGUCAGCUAAUCAUCUGGGGAAUUGUGCCCUGAAGCUCUCAUUUGUGCCUGUUUAUUGAAGGCAUACCUCUUCAGGAAGUCGCCUGUGAUUAUGGGUGUCACAAGGCAAAUGGACAGCACAGUGUCCUCAGGGACACCACUUGGUAGUGCUGCAGACUUGUCUACUUUCCCCAUCUCCGCUUUUAUUAGCAUCCUCAUCACUGUCACAGAUACAGUACGUGCUGAGUCCAGAAGCCUUCCAGAUUGAAAGGUUUGGAGCAGUAGCAACAGGAGGGCCCAGAGUCGAGGCCAGUGCAGCUCUGCCUCUGUGUGCCCCACGGCCUCGCUCAGGCACCAGCUGCACUGCCAGCCUUGCUUCAACAGAUGGUGGGGAUGAUGAGACUUCCUUCAGCCGUGAUUCAUGCCCCCAGGUGGCGACAGAGUCACAUCUGCAGCAAGCAGCAAGCCACCUGGCCCUGGCGCAGAGAUGCCAGGAUUUGCUAGCCUAAUUGUCUUCAGUUUGACAGCCAGUUGUCUGUUGCCCUCUUCCUUUCUCAUGUCAGAAGCUGCCAAGGUCUAUGCCAUAUUUAGAGUUCAGUUCCAUGAAGGAUUUUUUUUUCAUUCGAAUUAAAUCGAUAUGUAUUAGUCUCUAGGUUGAUUUAAAAAGCUGAGAGAUUGAGUUUUUCUUCUCCAUCCUGCACAGGUAUACAUUCUUGUCACUCCAUUACCACCUUCAGUCAUGAUAGGAUCGAUUCUGAUGGAAUUGGUGAGUAUAAUAUUGGGAGGAUAAAAUUUUAUUUUAAAUGGACCUAUUAGCAGAAGCAGCUUUUCUUUUUUUUUUCCUAGAAUGCUUCCUCUUAUCUGUAAUGUUAACCAAUUAGCAAAUAUUUAUUGAGAACUUGUUGGGAACAAUUCUCUCAAGUAGAAACUCUUAAGACUGAGAAUAUGCCUCACCCGAAAGCAAACCUGUCCCUACACUCAGGCCUCCUAUGGACUUGUUGUCCAUUUCCUGAUCAGGUUUUCCCCAGCUCCAAUCCCCUAAAUUCCUGCAAACAGCCCAUUUCCGUAUUUUGUCCACGUAGGCAGAAGUAGGUGUAUAUGCCCAAAGAAUCCAAGAUCUGUAGGUAAAUUGCAAAUACAGAAAUAAUACCUGCCUUGAUUUUUGUGUCUUGAUUCCAGCAUCAGCCCGAUGAUGUCAACUUGACGUCAGCCAAAAAGAGCUCAAGGCCAGAAGUUCAUAUACAAUUGAAAAUAAAUAGCACAACAUUAGGAUUAACAGCUUUCUGUAUCUAAUCUACCAACUCUUCUGUCACUGCAAUCAGCCUCCAGUUUAUUUCCCCUUCCCUCCCAUUCCCACCAAAUAGGCUCCAUCACCUCUUUCUAAAAGGAGAAGCUUGGUAGGUGGUAAGUAAAAUGUUAGAGGCAAAAUACUAUGAAAAUGGGGGAGUGGGAAAGCAGUGCGUUGUUUAGCCUUGAAAUAUUUUAUCACAUGCCUCCCAGUUUUCAUGCCAUUCUUACAUACUGAUAACCUACUUUUCUUUUUAAUAUUUUUCUUUACUUUCCCUGCCAGUAGGUUCUUCCCUGUCUCCCCUACUUACGACUGACUUGAUACGAACUAUACAAGCUUUAGACUACAAGUUUCUAGUAUUGGUUUUGAGAAGCUACAAUUGUAUAAAUCAUGAGCUCGAAGGCUGAAGUUAACAUAAAUUUUUCAACUCUUCUUCAUUAGCAACUCUGGUCUAUUUAAAAUCUGCUGGAAUUCAUUUCUCCUCCUUGUUAGCCAGUUGGAAUCUCAAGGGCAAGGAUUUUACAAAACCCCUUGCGUAUUUGGACUAGAAAUUAAAAGAAGAGAACUUUGAAACUCUUUGAUCCCCUCCAAGUGCUUCCCAUUUCUCAAUUAAUCUGUUCAACAUUAAAUUCAGGUUUGUGCUUUAACGGAAGAAAACAUUGUAUCAAAAUAUUUACUGACCUAAUUAUUCAGUUAAAAGAGAUUUUAUGAAUAAAUCUUAAUAUGUGUUUUUAGAAAUUAUUUUGCUUUUGCAAACUAAAUUUACAAUGAAACAGAUCAAUUUGCAUAUAUUUUAUAGUAUUUUUCUGGUAAUCCAUUAUAUAGAACUUAAGAAUAUCAAAUAAUUAUAUGAUUUCUAAAGUUAUCAGUUAUAGAAUAUUUUCAUAUUCUACGUAAGACAAGCAGAUUUCUUUUAAGAAGGCUAAGACGCAGAGAGAGCGCAGAAGGGAAGAAACUUACUGCUCACAAUCACCCAUCCUUUCUUCUAUGCCUGCCCCUUAGGCAGUGUGUAGUUGAUUUAGAAAAGGGUCCCUUUGUCUCCAAACACUUCUGCCAUUGGUCACUUCAUACAGGAAGUCAUUUUAAUAAGGAAGGGGAAAAGUCAAAGUGAUUUGUUUAUGUUAUUUGACUCAUUAUUAUGACAGCAACAGAGCCUUGUUCAUUAGGUGUCACUCUGCGCUGUUACCUGGGAAACGUUAUCUCCUUUGAGCUUCAUCAACUCUGAAGUAGGUACCAAAAUCCCCAUUUUACAGGUGAGCAAAAUGGCUUCAGAGAGGUUCAUUUUGUAAAUAUAGUUUCUGUAAAACUAGAAAUUGCCUUAGAAAUGUCUUUGUUUUAAAAUAGUAUCUAAGGAUAUUUAGUCUCCAUUUGGAUAAGAUUCUGCAUUGACUUUUGAAGACCCAAAUUGUGGUGGUUUGAGUUAGUAUGUUAUAAACUCCAAAAAAUAAGCAGAAUUUUGCUUAUGUAUGGCUUCACUGUUACUUCUCUUCUUAAAACUCCAAGUUUUCCACGCUUGCUUCGAAUAAAACCUAAACUCCAUACCUUGGCACACAACGGCUGGCUGCCACUGUGACCUGCCCUGCCUCCUGCCAGCCCUCUCUCUCCUCACUCGCACUCUACUGCAUUCUGUUCCCAUCCUGCUGGCCUCUGUUCAGUUUUUUAAGCCUGCCAAACUUGCUCCCACACUUAGGCCUCUGCCCUGCUUGCCCCCUAAACUUGGGAACCUUGUCUUUGAGAUCUUCUCAUGGCUGGCUCCCUUUUUGUACAGGUCUCACCGCAGAGGUCCUUUCUGGAAAUUUCCUAGCCACCAAUCUUAAAUAGCAACCUCUGCCAGCCCCUCCAUGUUAUGUUCCUUGACCUCUCUGUUUUUCACCAUCAGAUAAUUACUCUGAUAAAGCAUAUCAUAUAUCUUUGGUAUUUUCGGUUUGUGUGAAAACAGUAUUUUCAUGGUUUACUUUUUUAUACACCUCUGUCCUUGUCCCCUUCUUCUCUAAAUGAUACACUGCAAGAGAGCAAGGGCCAUCACUGUCUGUGCACCCAGGCUCUAGAAGAGGGCCUAGCUGAGCUCAUGCUCUGGUUCAGGGAACUCAGUGCUGGGAGCAUGACCCUGACUUACAGAGCAUUGCUUGUAUUGACUGCUCAGGCUUCUCUCCUUUUCAUCUUCUCUACCCCUCUAAUCACUCUUCUUCCCUAAUGGACCGUUUUCAUUUAUUUGCUCUGUGGAUUUCUAGCUUCAUUGUAUUCAGUGUCAUGCAUCAUUUUAUCUCUUUUACUCCCCUGCCCAUCCACCAAUAAGUUUUUCAUCUUUUAGAAUAAGCUGAAUAUUUGUUAAAUACUAAGCAAUAUGGGGGGGAUACCUCCCUCCUUAUAAUAAUAGCAAAACACACACAAAAAAACCCCAACCCCACGUUUUGAAAGUUUUCUUCGGGAUAUCAGCAAGGAUGCUCUUAUUUCUUUUUUCUUCUGACUCUGCAUAAUUGUGGCAGUAGUUUCCUUUAAAGGUUGUAUUUAUUUCCAGAUUAUGGAAGUAAACCAUGUCUCUGGGUGUCAUUGUACUCUCACCCAAUCUGUGCUCCCACAUCUCUCCUAUGUUUGAAGUUUCAGAUCAAAGACUUUGAUUUAAGAGGGUAAUACACUUCUGUGAAAUCUGAAUAGCUCUGCUGUCCAUCAGUGACUCUUGUGAACUCGGGGUUCCACCUUUUCAAGGGGUUUUGAGCAAAUUUUGAGAUUGAUUGAUCUGUGUUAACAAAUCUUACAAGGCACAGAAUUCCAGUGACUCCUCAAACAAAGCAGUGCUGAUUAAUUUACAAAGGCAUAUGGGCUGGCCUCAUAUUAUCUUUUCAGUAUCCAAAGACUUUCUAGAAGCAAAAUUCUGGAAAAGGAGGUGUCUGAUAAGCACAAGUUUGGAGUUAAUGAAAACAGUACUUACACAUGUAAGUAUAAGUGAGAGAGAAUUGGGUUGCACAAAAAGCAAACUAUUUGAGGUCUGACUUUCACCUUGACCUUCAGUAACUACAGACCAGCUCUGGCUUCUUAACCGUAGGCAAGUAAUUACCAAGCAGCUCAGAAAACUCCAGUCUGCCAGUCUCCCUGAAAUGAUGGAGGUACUGUAAGAAAUGCCUCUUAUUCCUCCUCCUAUUCUAGCCUCCAUGCAGAACAUCAUUCUUCUAUCAUGACAACAUGGCUUUGGGAUGGAUGUGUUAAGUAUGGUUAGAUUAUAGGUUAUUUUAUUUUGACUUCAUCAUUAUAUUGAGUCUGUGAGGUUUGCGGAUGGGUCUAUGGUCCCAGAAACCACACAAAUUCAAACUAUGUCUUAGGACAAACUACUCCUAUGAUUUAUUUCUAUUCAAGUGUAUUGAAACUAGCUAACACAAGGCUCUCUGCCAAGAUUAGAGAUGUGAAAUUGGCAAAACCUGCAUCUCAUCCCCAAUGAUCUUAGGCAUUUCAUGAUCUUAGCCAUUUCAUGUAAGUGGGAGAAAUAAUUUUCCACUUCACUGGUGCCCAUUUCUGCCCUUGCGAUCAAAUUCUAAUUCUGCACAGAGGAUGGGGGUCUAGUUAAAAUUUUUAUGCAAUUCUAUUAAAAAUGCUUAAUUUUUAUCUUUAAUAACAUUUUCCAGCAAAUACCACUGCCUUUAUCAAAACGUUUUAUUUUUCAGAAAUUAUAGAAAAAGAAUAAGAGUGGAAAGCUGAUUAAGCAGACUCAGGGAGCUCCAAGCCACAAACAACAUAGCUUUCACCACAAGGCUGGGGGAUUUUACUCCAUAGACCCAGUCCCAUGAAGUUUUUACACAUGUAUUAUCUUGUGCUGACAGAAGACAUGAGGUUUCUGGCUUAGAGAACAGUCUGAUGAUUUACCUACAGAACGUCUUGCAUUGGUUUCCUAUGCCCCAAACCCCUGCAGGUGGUGCCAUGAAAGCUAGAUGGACCUAGCGUAUGCAAGGGGGUGGAGGUUAGUAUCGCAGAAGAGGAACGCUGAAAUUACGAGUGAAUCUCAGAGCUUUCACAGAAUGUCUGGCAGAGUUGCCCAUCUUCCACUCAGAAGGAGAGAGCUAAUCUUUCUAAUAUGAACAAGUUCUCUCUGAGGAGGGCAAGGUCUAUAGAACCAUUGCCCUUGUAGCCUUAACUCUUACGCCAGGGGUGAUAAAUCUGUCAAUCUUUCUCUCCGAGGUAUCCCAAUUUAAUUUCCAUGGUGUGUGUGCCUUUCUUUCAUCCUUUGACCCUGGAUGCUGGCAUGUCUUCUCAGAAAGCUCUGACCAUAAAGAAACAUGACAAUAUUCAUGGAACAAUGUCUCCUGAAACUCCACCGUAUCCACUUGUAAGAUCACCUCUUCUCUCAGUGAGGUGGCAGUAUAUGACAGGACAUGGCAGGGUCAGGAGCCUAAACUGCUUUUCUGUUGAGGUCUGGAAGUAACUAUACUUUCCCUCAGUCCCUGUUUCAAAAUGCUUCAUUUUCUUUUAGUCUUUGGUGAUCAGGGUGAGAGAGCUGCCCCUUUUCUUCUCAUUCUUUUACCUGUCAAUAACUCAUGAAAUUCAGUUUGUGAAGCCCCACUUUUAUAUUGAUUCAGAAAACUAAAAGAAGCAAUAAAAUAUGUUUUUAAAAGGUAAAAAUCAAAGGUGACUUAAUGUUUUUAUCUAGAAAACAUGAGAAACUUUCUCCGGAAGAAAAUAAUGCUCACUUAUAACAGGUAUACCUUCUCUCAUGGUUUACUUUGCAUUCACUGGGAAUUUUAUUGUUUAGGCAGAAAUGUGACUUUUUUAUGUUAAAUGUCUACACUUAUGAGUAAAACACAACAAAACAAUUUCAUCCCAAGUGAACAUUUAGAUAUUAAAGGCUCAUUUUCAAUUGGAAUGGAAUUUCAGCAUCAGAAUUUUAUUUAACUUCUCUUUCAAAGGAAGGUUUUAUCCUGACAGAGAUUAAUGCAUCUGCUAAUGACAGAAGCAUUUGUCAUUUUUAUGAACUUGACAUCCUCUUCUCUCAUCAAUUCUAAACCAGGUCAAAAAGGCACAAACUGUUCUGCAGAAAUGUUUAGGUAGUUAGAAAUGCUGACACUUUAUCAUUGGGUGAAAAUUAAAGACAAGUGUGAAGAAUAUCAGUUUUUAGUUACUAUUAUUUCUGUAAUCAAAAAGUGUAUUUUAGUUUCACAUUCUCUGGGUGACCUUAUUACAUGCAAAUUUCUGGCCUUUAUAAUUUAAUAAUUAUUUUAUUAUUUAUCCAAGUGCUCUACUCAAGCUCAAAUAGAGGGCAAGAUUGAUCUUACAAAUAUAUCUUCAGAAGUUUUAGAUUCCCAUUUGUCCUGAUUAACUCUUGCUACAUAACCAGCUACUCCCAAAAGCUUUAGUGGCUUAAAGAAAACAUUUUUUAUUCAUGAUUUUGUUGGUCAGAGAUACAGGAAGGGCUCAGCGGAUUCCCAUGGUAUCUGCUGGGAUGGCUGGGGCGGGAGGGUCCACGUUCAAGAUGGUGUCUUCACUGACAUGUUUGGAGCUAUGCUGCUCUUGGCUGCCUCUCUCUGCAUGGUGUCCCAUCCUCCAGAGACCUCUUCAUGUGGCUAGGACUUCUUAAAGCAUGGUUGCCCCAGGGUAGUUACCUUCUUAUGAGGCAGUUUGGGGGUCCAAGAAUAAGUGUUCCAAAAGACCAAGGCAGAGUCUCAAAAGCUUCCUAUAACCUAGCUUUAGAAGUCUGUCUUUUUUUUUAUUUAAAUUCAAUCAGCCAACAUACAGUACAUCAGUUUUUGAUGUAGUGUUCAAUGAUGCACUAGUUGUGUAUAACACCCAGUGCUCAUCACAUCCCGUGCCCUUCUUAAAACCCAUCACCCAGUUACCCCAUCUCUCCACCUGCCUCCCCUAGCUUUAGAAGUCUGCCAUAUUCUGUUCGUUCACCAAACAGAUCACUUAGGAGGGGGAAUUGUGCUCUCCCUCUCAAUGGAAAUAAUUAUAACGAACAUGCUUAGACAUUGGCUUCAUCUUCUUCCUCUCCUAAAAACCGGAGAUUAGAGCUAGGGAAAGAAACACUGACUCUCUUUCAAAGCUCAAAAUUUCCAUCUCAGUAUCAGACAAAUUGAAACAAACAAAAUGAUGUACUGAGCCAUAAAGAAAAGGAUCAAGAGUUGAACUUUUUUUUAUUCUCAAGAAGAAGGCAAGUGUGUAUUCACUGAAAGUAAGUUUUAAAAGCACUUCACAGAACACCUUUUAUAAAGUCGCCUGUCAGUCUCUCAGAGACAAAGGAUUUCUAGCAGGCUGCAAAUGCCAUGAUAGGAGGAUGUGUCAAUCAAGAGUUUUGAUUAGACAGAAGUGUUCAGCAUAGGAAACUUAAAGCUCAGAAGAGCACGUUUACUUGGAUUCUUUCUCUCUCCAGCAAUCUUCAAGUGCUCUGAAGAACUUGGCACUUUCACACAGGUAAAUCCACCAUUUUUGUUCACCAGUAAUUCAUAAGAGAACCUAAAAAAUAAAAAGAAAAUCUUUUUUAUAUAAAAGAAUGAUAGGUAUAAUACAUGUUUAAAAUUGUCCUGCAACAGAACAAUAUCACCUAUACUCCAAUAGACAAUCCAUACAUGUUUUUUACAAAUCUAGCAAUUUUUCACCAUGUCAUUGUUUCCUUGUAAACUGUCACCCUCUUCUGUACCCUGUGUUUGGGGUUUUGUUUGUUUUUUAUCUUUCAGAACAGUUUUGAUUUAUACAUAUUUCAAUAUUCAUGGAAACUUUUAACUUUCAAUAAUGGGAUUUUAGAAACUAUUUUCCUUUCUUUUUUCCAUUGUAGUAAAUCGUCUUUUUUUUGUUGUUGUUCGUCAUUGAUGAAUGGCUCCAAAUAGUUGCUGGUUGCUCUGAAAAUGAUAAAUAAAGAACUGUUGCUAAAUCUUUAUUUCUCAGCAUUCUUCCCUUAGGCAGAUGCUGGCUCUCCUGCUCUUCAUAUCAUAUAUUGAUUUAAAGAAGAAAGGCUUCUGAUAAUUUUAGAUAGCUGUGUAUGUUCUCUGACUUUCCCACCACUUUCUCUUAUUAAUUCUAAAGUAUUAAAUAUUUACUCAUGCUAUAAAUAGUUUUAGUGUGCCUACUAUAUUCCCCUCACCAAGGCACUAAUUUCUGGUCAUACAAAGUUGAUGAAAAUAGAGCUGUUGCCCUUAUGGAACUCAUAAUCUAGCAAAAAAGGAAGAAGAGCAAAGAACCAUUGCUAAACCCACAAAAUUCCAUGGUAAAGGAAUGCACUGGAGAUUCAACAGAGUCUGCAAAUUUUCCUUGUGGACAAAAGAGAGCAGGCAGGGAUCAUCUUCUCCAAAAAAGGCCAAAUAAAGACCUUUACUGUCAUACUAAGGACUUUGGAAUUUAUUCUGUAAACAAGGGUUAGAUAAUGACAAGAACAAACAUGCAUUUAGAAUUUUUUUUCAUAACCAAAUGUUAAAGUCUAUGACCUUUAUCUUCAAUUUUGUGAAAAUUUUCAACAUAUUGUUUAUAAAAUUGUCUAUCUAUCCAUGCAUGCAUAUAUGUGUAUAAAGUGCUCUCCCUUCCCCAGACCUUUCCAUCUGAAUGAG
Molecule: messenger RNA, 15733 nt
Organism: Ailuropoda melanoleuca (giant panda)
Lineage: Eukaryota; Metazoa; Chordata; Mammalia; Carnivora; Ursidae
Gene: CHSY3
Product: chondroitin sulfate synthase 3
Exons: 4
Coding region: 604-3438 (944 amino acids)
Cellular component (GO): Golgi cisterna membrane
Molecular function (GO): glucuronosyl-N-acetylgalactosaminyl-proteoglycan 4-beta-N-acetylgalactosaminyltransferase activity
Source: RefSeq, a predicted model, not a curated record